This is a messenger RNA of Dentiscutata erythropus, 243 nucleotides long. NCBI's taxonomy places the organism in Eukaryota, Fungi, Glomeromycota, Glomeromycetes, Diversisporales, Gigasporaceae. The record is from the annotation of a GenBank genome assembly.
AUGAGUCGAGAAGAGCGGUUGAAUGAGUUGAAAUUGAAAAGUGAAGUGUUGGACAGGACAAUAGAAAAAGAACAAGUAAAACAUGAGGAGGAGAUUAGACAACUAGAAGAGGAUCUAGUAGAGUGGUCUGAAAUGUAUUUUUUGCUCAAUCAGAAAAAAGAUCUGAGGAAAGGAACAGGAUGUACAAAUAAAUUUUACAACGAUAGUAAUAAUAGCAACAAUAUGACUUCUCUAAGCUCUAAA